Lemur catta (Ring-tailed lemur) is the source of this 1356-nucleotide messenger RNA. It is a transcript of the gene TSPAN10, whose product is annotated as tetraspanin 10. The transcript is spliced from 3 exons. Gene Ontology annotation, cellular component: membrane. The coding region runs from base 90 to 1130 and encodes 346 amino acids. The record is from RefSeq and is a predicted model, not a curated record. Lineage: Eukaryota; Metazoa; Chordata; Mammalia; Primates; Lemuridae.
GUCGGCACCAGCCCCGGGGCCCAGCCACAGAGGGACCAGCGCCCCUGUCCUAGUGCCUGUGCCGAGGGCUUCCCCUCCCAGUGUCGAGGAUGGAGGAGGGGGAAAGAAGCCCCUUGCUGCCCCAGGACACCACAGGCCAGAAGCCACCCCUAUCUGUGAGCAGUCCACCCAUCCCAAGCCACCCAGAUCCAGUGCCUCGGGAGGGCCAGGCAGGGGCCUGGGGCUGCAGCUGCUACCCUCCUGGGACCAAGGACAGGGCCUGGACAGGAGACCCAGCGCCUCCCCUCCCAGCAGGGAGCAGCUGCAUCAAGUAUCUGAUCUUCCUGUCCAACUUCCUCUUCUCCCUGCUGGGCCUGUUGGCCCUGGCGAUUGGGCUCUGGGGCCUGGCCGUCAAGGGGUCUCUGGGGAGUGCUUGGGGGAGGCCUCUUCCUGUGGACCCUAUGCUGGGGCUGGUGCUGGGGGCGCUGGUGGUCAGCGCGGUGAGCCUGGCCGGCUGCCUGGGUGCUCUCUGUGAGAACACCUGCCUGCUGCGCUGCUUCUGUGGGAGCAUCCUCGCCCUCCUGGUGCUCCAGGCCACGGCAGCGGCCCUCACGGCGGCCCUCUGGGGCCCGCUGCAGGACAGCCUGGAGCAUGCCCUGCGUGUGGCCAUCACCCACUACCAGGACGACCUGGACCUGGGCUUCAUCCUCGACCAAGUCCAGCUCGGGCUGCAGUGCUGCGGGGUGGUGUCCUACCAGGACUGGCAGCAGAACUUGUACUUUAACUGCAGCUCUCCCGGGGUGCAGGCCUGCAGCCUUCCUGCCUCCUGCUGCAUCGACCCCCAAGAAGAUGGAGCCUCCAUCAACGAUCAGUGCGGCUUUGGGGCCCUGGGCCUGGAUGUGGACGCGGCUGGGAGAGUGGUGCACCUGGAGGGCUGUGGCCCGCCACUGCGGCGGUGGCUGCGCGGGCAAAUCCCGGCUGUGGGCACCACCAUGAUAGUGGCCACAGGGGUCCAGGGGGCGGAGCUCCUGCUGACCACCUGGCUGAUUCAGGCCCUUGCUGUCUGCAAGGUGGGCGGCUUCCAGACCCACCUAACCCACCACUACCCGCUCGCUUGGUCUGAGCGUCUGGCCACGUCUGUCUCCCACUGAGGGGGUCGGGCAAAGCCAUCUGGCUGGCAGGAGCUCGUGGAGCGAAUCCUGGUGCAGAACCGGCCCCCGAGCCCAGCCCUGAACCUGGCCCAAGCCCCCCACUCGAGUUCCCACCUCCUCCCCUGGGCCGCCUCCCUCUUUCUGGUCUUGCGGUGGGUGGGGGUGAGGUCCAGGCCUCUCCCCCCAGAGUGCAUCCUGGCGGCAGUAAAUAUUUUACUGAGCUGUA